GGAGUGCAGCUCCCCCCCGCGCGUCCUUCUGCAGCACCACUCACUCAGCAUACCUGCUCCUCUCUGCUGCUCAGUUCCACUCAGAUAACCACUGUAUAUCGCCAUGGGUGUAGAAGUUGAGACGAUAUCACCAGGAGACGGAAGAACCUUUCCAAAGAAGGGACAGACAUGUGUAGUGCAUUAUAUAGGAAUGCUGCAGAACGGAAAAAAGUUUGACUCCUCACGAGACAGAAACAAGCCCUUUAAAUUUAAAAUCGGCCGACAGGAAGUCAUCAAGGGCUGGGAGGAAGGUGUUGCACAGAUGAGUCUAGGCCAGCGGGCGAAAAUCACCUGCACUCCAGAUAUGGCAUACGGAGCCACAGGGCACCCUGGGGUCAUCCCUCCUAAUGCCACACUCAUAUUCGAUGUGGAGCUGCUAAAGCUGGAGUGAAUCCUCCUCUUAAGAAGGAAGAAACUCUAACCCUCUGCCCCAUCAUGGAAAUGCUUCCCGUAAAUUUAGGGUCUCAAACUACACACUCGGAAUAUCCUCGUCUUCGUUGCCAUCUCGUGCUGCAUAUUUCACCUAGCUCAUU
This is a messenger RNA of Ictalurus furcatus (blue catfish), 572 nucleotides long. It is a transcript of the gene fkbp1b, whose product is annotated as FKBP prolyl isomerase 1B. Gene Ontology annotation, molecular function: peptidyl-prolyl cis-trans isomerase activity. The record is from RefSeq and is a predicted model, not a curated record. NCBI's taxonomy places the organism in Eukaryota, Metazoa, Chordata, Actinopteri, Siluriformes, Ictaluridae. The transcript has 4 exons. The coding region runs from base 104 to 430 and encodes 108 amino acids.